This is a messenger RNA of Cinara cedri, 1674 nucleotides long. The record is from the annotation of a GenBank genome assembly. NCBI's taxonomy places the organism in Eukaryota, Metazoa, Arthropoda, Insecta, Hemiptera, Aphididae.
UUUAAUCAACCAAAUUAUCAUGGUUCUUUGUUAAAAUUAUUUUUAAUCACGUUUGAACACUUGUAAAUAAUGUUUUCUUUUAUAUAAUUACAAAAACAAAUUUAAUUUAAUAUUAUUUAGUGUAGCUAAUUUGUUACUAAAAUAAUUAUAUCUACUCGUUGUUGCUUUUAAAUUGGUAUAUAAGCGGCCUAAUUUUGAAUUGAAAAUUAUCCUGAUAGGAAAAAAAAAAAUGAAUAAUAAUAGUUGUUUAAAGAAAAAAGAUAUAAUUGUGAUAUUUAUUAAUUUAAUGGUGCUAUUCAUAGUCAUUUAUUUAUACUAUAUUAUUGAUAGUUUAAAAACUAUACUUUCAAAUGCAAAUGUUCUAAAAAAAUCUUCAAAAUCUGAUCUUACUGAAGAUUAUACCAAUAAUUUUGAUGAUUUUAAAACGACAAAUCAAAAUGUGAACAUUAGACAUACUAGAUCAACCAAUUCCGUUAAAUGUAAUUUUGUAUAUUUGUAUUUAUAUGUAAGCUUUAGUAUUUUUUUUAAUAUUAUUUAAUUUUUUUUUUUUAGCUCACAAAUUGUCCUCAUUUUCAUUGGCACAACCAAAUAUUGAUUUUGAACAAAAUGGUAGUUUAAACAAAAGCAUUUACUCCAAUAGAUUAACUUGUAAUUUACCAUAUUUACACUGGUAUAUUUCAAUGUGUGUAUCAUGAUACAUUUUUUUUUGGACUACCAAUGUAAUUUAUAGUUUUAAUAUACCGUUUGAAUAUAACUAAUGCAACAAGUGAAUCAAAUAUUUAUUUAAAUUCAAAUAGCCUCAGUGUAAACAUGGUAGCAGGUACAUUUUAUAUACUGAUUAUGAAUUUAUGAACAGGCAUUUUGGGACCCUGGAUUUUGUCAAACAAAAGUUUAUCAAAUGACAAAUGCCCUAUAAAAUUAACAUCAAGAAGAACUCUAUUAGAGAUUGUUGAUGAAGGACUUUAUUUUGUUUACAUACAGGUAAUAUUAUGUUAUAUUUCUAAUAUACUUUAAAUUUUAAGAACCUACCAGUAAAAUAUGUUAUCUGUAUUAACUACUUAGUUAGGUGUUUUUUUAAUUACUUUAUCUUUUUUGAUUUAAUUAAUUUGUAUACUUUUAUAACUGUAACAAGUGAUAUUCAAGUGAAUAUCAAAUUAUAUAAUGUGUAUUGAGUUUUGGUUGUAUUGGAUAUUAAACACUUAGUUAGGUGUGUGCUAUAUUAUUUUAAUAUUUAUAAAACAAAAAUUUGAUUAAUAUUACGACUGAGUCAUCAAAUCCUAUCAUAAAGUUUUACUUAUUAGGUAUAUUAUUUAUCAUCUUCUGUAAGAAACAGUUUUACCAUGACAAAAAUAACAGCUGAUAUAAAUGAAACACUAUCUGUAUGCAGUGCUAUGGGUGCUUGUGGAACAGAAAUUUCUUGUUUCACGUCUAUUGUGGAAUAUUUCAAGACUGGAGAAUCAAUUUUAAUUAGGCUCAGAGAAAUGUCUUCUUCUAUAAGUCUUAGUCGUAAAGCUUCUCACACUUAUCUAGGCUUUAUUAAGUUAUCAUAAUUAUUUAAUCCUCAAUAAUGAUAUUGUGAUAAAAAAAUGCAAUUUCAUUGCAUAUAUAUUAUGGUUUUUAUUUUAUUUUACUAUUAACUUAAGAAACCAAUAUUAAUAAAAUAUGUUAUUAAAA